Molecule: messenger RNA, 369 nt
Organism: Lodderomyces pseudojiufengensis
Lineage: Eukaryota; Fungi; Ascomycota; Pichiomycetes; Serinales; Debaryomycetaceae
Exons: 1
Coding region: 1-369 (122 amino acids)
Source: RefSeq, a predicted model, not a curated record
AUGUCAAACGAUCAACAAACCUCCCAACAACAACAACAACAAGAAACAUCAGAUCAAUUAAUUUCAGAAACAAAACAACAAAGAAAUGAAAGAUUUAAAAAUCAAUUAUAUCAAGCAGGAGCAAAAGGUUUAUUUAGAGGUACUUUAAUUGCUUUAAUAACUGGUUAUGCUCUUAGUUAUAAAUAUAAUCAUGGAAUAAAUAGUCAAUAUUUUAGAAAUGUUUAUAAAGUUUGGUGGUUUGUUGGUUGGAAUGUUGUUAGUAUUAGUUUUACUACUGAUAUUGCUAAAAUUAAAAUUAGUAGACAAGCUGCUUUAGAAGAUGAAAUUAAAAGAAAUAAAAUUUUGGAGAAUGAAUAUAAUAAGAAAUAA